AUGGACACCUCCCCGACCGCGCUCUUCGACUCGUACGAGCAGGACUUCAAGCAGAUCAUCCAGAGCAUUCGCACCAAGCUCGAGGGCGACGCGCAGGAUGCCCAGGGCGGUGCGUCAUUCCGCCCGUGCCAGCGCAAGGCGGCGCUGAGGCGCGUCGAGAUGGAGCUCGACGAGGCGGAUGAGAUGGUCUCGCAAAUGGAAAUUGAGAUCCAAGGGAUCCCGCAGUCGCUCCGGCCGUCGUACCAAACACGCAUCAAAGCGUCGAAAGCGGACCUGCAGCGGUUCAAGAAGCUCUCGAAGGAGCAGCACGCGCAGCUGUCGCGUGCCGAGCUCCUGUCGCGCCCCGGGCUCGCUGGGGGCACGAGCGACGAGCCGUAUGGGGCGACGAGCGACCGGACGCGGCUGCUUGCGGGCACGGCGCUGCUCGAGGACGGCUCGCGGCGGCUGCAGGAUAGCCAGCGGAUCGCGCUGGAGACGGAGGAGCAGGGCGCGGACAUCCUGCGCAGCCUGCGGGGGCAGCGCGAGCAGAUCCAGAACGCGCGUGACACGCUGCAGCGCGCGGACACGUCGAUCGACCGUGCGUCGGGGACGCUGAAGAAGAUGAUACGGCGGAUGUACCAGCAGCGGUUCGUGACGGGCGCGAUCAUCGCCGUGCUCGUUCUUCUUAUCCUCAUCAUUCUUUGGGCGAAGCUCUGGCGGUAG
Molecule: messenger RNA, 702 nt
Organism: Trametes versicolor FP-101664 SS1
Lineage: Eukaryota; Fungi; Basidiomycota; Agaricomycetes; Polyporales; Polyporaceae
Product: vesicle transport v-snare protein vti1
Exons: 4
Coding region: 1-702 (233 amino acids)
Biological process (GO): intracellular protein transport; vesicle fusion with Golgi apparatus; macroautophagy
Cellular component (GO): endoplasmic reticulum membrane; ER to Golgi transport vesicle membrane; Golgi apparatus
Molecular function (GO): SNAP receptor activity; SNARE binding
Source: RefSeq, a predicted model, not a curated record